Messenger RNA from Suncus etruscus (white-toothed pygmy shrew), 2859 nucleotides. RefSeq names its product nebulette (gene NEBL). Gene Ontology annotation, cellular component: focal adhesion. The transcript has 8 exons. Bases 114 to 1019 code for a protein of 301 amino acids. The record is from RefSeq and is a predicted model, not a curated record. Gene Ontology annotation, molecular function: actin filament binding. NCBI's taxonomy places the organism in Eukaryota, Metazoa, Chordata, Mammalia, Eulipotyphla, Soricidae.
GUCGGGCGGUCGGUCGGUCGGUGCGGGGCCCCGCGGGGGAAUGUCACAGCGGCUCCGGGGAGCCCCAGCCACCCUCGCCAUCGCUGCCACCGACACCUCCGGGCACCGCCACCAUGAACCCCCAGUGCGCCCGCUGCGGGAAAGUCGUGUAUCCCACCGAGAAAGUCAACUGCUUGGACAAGUAUUGGCAUAAGGGAUGUUUCCACUGUGAAGUCUGCAAGAUGGCGCUCAACAUGAACAACUACAAAGGCUACGAGAAGAAACCUUAUUGUAACGCACACUACCCAAAGCAGUCCUUCACAACUGUGGCAGACACACCUGAAAAUCUUCGCCUGAAGCAGCAAAGUGAAUUGCAGAGUCAGGUCAAGUACAAAAGAGAUUUUGAAGAAAGCAAAGGGAGGGGUUUUAGCAUCGUCACCGACACGCCUGAACUACAGAGACUGAAGAGGACUCAGGAACAGAUCAGCAACGUAAAAUAUCAUGAAGAUUUUGAAAAGACCAAGGGAAGGGGUUUUACACCUGUUGUGGAUGACCCUGUGACUGAGCGAGUGAGGAAGAACACCCAGGUGGUCAGUGAUGCUGCCUACAAAGGGGUUCAUCCACACAUCGUGGAGAUGGACAGGAGGCCCGGAAUCAUUGUGGAUCUCAAAGUUUGGCGCACUGACCCUGGUUCCAUCUUCGAUAUUGAUCCCUUGGAAGACAAUAUUCAGUCUAGAAGCCUGCGUAUGCUCUCUGCACCUGUUCUGCCUGGAGCCUACCAGCAAAGCCAUUCACAAGGUUAUGGAUACAUGCAUCAGACCAGCCUGUCAUCCAUGAGAUCAAUGCAGCAUUCACCAAAUCUAAGGACCUACCGAGCCAUGUAUGAUUACAGUGCCCAGGAUGAAGAUGAAGUGUCCUUCAGGGAUGGCGACUACAUUAUCAAUGUGCAGCCCAUUGAUGAUGGCUGGAUGUAUGGCACCGUGCAAAGGACGGGGAAGACGGGCAUGCUGCCAGCCAAUUAUAUUGAGUUUGUUAACUAAUUCCUCAUCCUUGCCCCUUAAGCUUUAUCCUAAUGUAUACUAAACCUGAUCUUUUUAAAAGGUAGAAGAUUCUUUUAAGACAACUCAACUGUUGUUUGAUAAUAAUCUGUCCUUCCUUUGACAGUUAGACACACAGGUACCAGGAAGAAGGAAUGACUUUUGGACUGAAAACAGCAGCAUUUUCAGUAAUCCCUAUAAAAUUUCUGUUUUGGCCUGGAGAUUUGGUGUUGCUAAUUGUGUUAAUGGUUUCCUUGAUUUGGCUAUUGAACCCUCUGGGAAAUGUCUUUUUUUGUAGACUUGAGAUAAAUUGUUGUCUAUCUCUUAAACAGAGCAACUAUUCUUCUUAGCUGUCACUUUGGAAUUGCCAGAAGCUAAUUUUCUUAAUUCUGUAACACCGCCAAUAAUUUAAAAACUACUUAGAUUUGGAGUCUUUAAGUAAUUUCUAAUUGAGGUGAAACUGCCUAAUAUAAUACACAUAAGCAGUGGCAGGAUGAUGGUGAAAAUUACAUUGACUGUUGGUCUAAGGGACCUAGAAGCAAAAAACCAUCAUUGUUCCCUUGGCCAACCUUGAUCUAUUUAUUUCUCACUUGUACCAAUGCAAUCCUACUCCCUGUCAAUAUUGUGGUCCCACAUCUCUGCUUAGAAUUGGGCCCACAGGAUGUCAGAACCAAAUAACAUCACAGCUACUCUGCAAAGGGCAAAUUUUAAGGUUACCUAAUUUCUUUAAUAGGCUUUACCCUGUUGCAUGUCAUGUAGGUUCAAGCUUCUGUAACAAACAUUCCUGUUAUUAAAGCAAAAAAUAUGGCUGAUAUAUAAAAACCUUUUUCUCUAGUGCCAGCUCAUCAUAAAAAAAUAAUUUUUGAAAAGUUGCUUGAUAUUCUCCUGCUGCAUUGCAUUCUAGUUUUGAAGGAUAUACACCUUAGAAAUUAGCUAUAUAGUCUAGUGCACAAGUGGUUUAGGUGUUUAUUGAACAAUUUUCAUUAACCUAAUGCUUCUAUUGAUUUAAGGUAAACAAAACUUAACAGGAGCUAGUGUAUAUGUAAACAUGUGGGGGACAGUAUGGGAGACAAAAUGUGCUGCAGAAAACCACCAAAAAUUGAGAGAGCAAGAGAGAGAGAAAUGACUUUUUUUUCCAGAUUUGGGGAUGGGAAGGUAGCUACUGAAACUAGUUAAUAAAAAGCCUUCCUCUCCACUUCCCAAUUUUUAUUUUCUUAGUUCAUAAUAACAGAAUGCUAAGAUAGGAAUGUACACAGAGAUUUUGCAGCUCAGAUCCAACAGAUGUUCACUAAAAUAGAAUUGAUGGUACAUUGUGAUUUGGGCUUUGAGUUAUGUGAGUUUGCUGGAUUCACAAUCAUGGUGGUAACCCUGGCUAGCUGGCCAUGAGCUUUUGCCACUCUCAAGAUUACCACAGAUUAAUACUCAUUUGCAACUCUGUCUUCCUGAUUGUGUCAUUUAUUGGAUCUGCAACAGAACAGCAUUCUUCUAGGGUUCUGACUAUGUGGUUUGGAUGAACUGGAAAAACAGUCAUGAAAAGAAAAUUGAUAAAACUCUUGACCUGAAGAGAAAGUACAUAGGUAAAAUCACUUGCCUGACUUGUGGCUUAUGUUGGUUUAAAUCCCCAGCACUAAGAAGAAUGAUCCUUGAGCACAGAGGUGGGUGUCGACAAUGAGCACUGUUGGGUGUGGCCCCCCACCAUCCAAAAAAAUAAUUCUGGGACGGCUGCCUUAUGUGUUCUAUUAAAGUAAAUGCACUAGAUUUCCUGUAAAAUAUUUUUAUUAAAUUAUUCAUCCAAGUCACUACUUGUUGAUAUCUUUAAAACUUAGGACAUACUUUUUAAAAA